UCCUUCACAGUCCUGUUGGUGUCUUUCUCUGGCUGUUGCUGUUGCUGAUGAUUGUUGUUCUUCUGUUCCCUUGGAAUUUCUAUUGAAGUUUGAGCUCUUUUUUUGUCUGUGGACCCAUGAGUCUGUCUGUGCUUACAAUGUAGUUCUUAUUCUGAUUAUUCCCAUCAAACUGCAAACAUGCACCAUUUGCGUCCUGUGUGUCGGUGGUUUUUACAAAGAAAAACCACCAAAGAGACUUGGUACUGAGAACAGUAAAAAAAUUAUUCACAUGAACUGACUGUUGGUUAAAUCAGUGUUGUACUCUAUCAAAGGUAGGACAGAUUUGAUUAAUAUUAAGCUAUCACACAGUGUUGCUUAAACUCUGGCAGGGCGAGCAACAUGCUCCACCUACUGAGCCACAAACACUGACCCCUAUGGAGACCUCGUGUCCUGAAUUGUCCCGGUCUGCCGCUGAGGGAGCAUGCACAUUGACCUUAUUGUCUUCUGACACAUUGUCUCUGCUGUGACUCCAAGCAUGUGUUCAGUGGGUGAGGGACAGAGCAGCAGGGACGGAGCAUCAAAACCGCAUCAAUUUAUUGUCCUUAUUUGGCAAAGGUUGUGAAACUUAUGAUGUUGUGACAGAAGUGCAACAAGUGAUGUGUAGGGAAAUUAUUGAGUAAGUCAGUUACAACACAGGAUGAGUCAAACUGCUGAUUUGUCAUUUACGAAAAAUACAGUAGGUCAAAUGAAAUCAAGCAAAAAGUGACUGUCUGCACUUGGAUAAUGAUGCAUGCACUCCUACUGUGGGCCCUCAUCCUAAAUGCCUCACUCAAGCCUUCAGAAAGCCAUGGUCCUGAGGCUGAUGAGGUGAAGGACUAUGAGGUGGUUCGACCUGUCAGACUUCACACAGUCAGAAAAAGACAUGCAGAGCACCUCAGGCCAGAGACUAUUAAGUAUGCAAUGACGGUGGGAGGAAAAGACAUUGAAAUGCAACUAGAAAAAAAUAAUGAAUUACUCACCAAAGACUACACUGAGACUUCCUAUCGAGAGGACGGAACUCAAAUCACCACAACUCCAAAUGACAUUGAUCACUGCUACUAUCAUGGCAGGAUUGUGAAUGACAACAAAUCAUCAGUUAGCAUCAGCACUUGUGAUGGACUCAGGGGUUAUUUCAGAACGGCUGCCCAGAGGUACCUGAUUGAGCCCCUGUCUGGUGAUGAUGAGGGGGAUCAUGCAGUAAUGACGUUCGGUAACCAGAGUUCCACACCUGCAGUGUGCGGUGUCACCAACACCUCCUGGAGCACCGACUUCGAACCCCCAAUUAGCCGCAGUCGCUCCAGAUCGGCGGGUAUAUCUAUUGUCCAACAACAGAAAUACCUCGAGCUCUACCUUGUUGCUGAUAACCGUGAGUACGUGAAAAUGGGGCGAGAUCAGACAGCCGUGAGAAAAAGGAUUUUCGAACUUGUCAACUUUGUCAACAUGGUUUACAAACCCAUGAGGACUUUUAUUGCACUGGUGGGGCUGGAGAUCUGGUCCAAUCGUGACUUGAUCUCUGUGACUCCCCCAGCUAGGGCCAACCUUGAUGCUUUCAUGGAGUGGAGGAACUCUGACCUGGUCAAAAGGAAAAAGCAUGACAACGCACAGCUCAUCAGUGAUAUUGACUUUGAAGGAACAACUGUGGGACUGGCCUUCGUUGGGACUCUGUGCUCAGGUCAAUCUGUUGGGGUGGUACAGGAUCACAAUGAUCGGGCCAUUGCAGUGGGAGCGACACUGGCCCAUGAGAUGGGCCAUAACCUGGGCAUGGACCAUGAUGAUUCCAGCGCCUGUGCUUGUUCUGGGGAUAGCUGCAUCAUGGCUGCAGCCCUCAGCUGGAACGUCCCUCGCUCUUUCAGUAGCUGCAGCAGCAACAACUAUGAAAAAUACCUGAUGAGCCGCAGCCCCAGCUGCCUGCUGGACAAACCAGACUACCGGAGUCUGGUAGCUCCUUCAGUCUGUGGGAACGGUUUUGUGGAGACAGGAGAGCAGUGCGACUGUGGAACUGUGGAGGAGUGCAACAACCCGUGCUGCAAUGCCACCACCUGCACCCUGAAGGAGAGUUCACAGUGCACUGAAGGCGAGUGCUGUGAGAACUGUAAGAUCCUACCUCGAUCCAGGGAGUGCCGGAGGAAGCAGGAUGAAUGUGAUCUGGCAGAGUACUGUGAUGGGAAUAAGGCCACCUGCCCUGAGGACGUCUUUGCUGUAAACGGCCUCCCGUGUGAUGAAGGCCUGGGAUACUGCUACAACGGCCAGUGUCCACAGAGACCAAACCAGUGCAUCAAGCUGUACGGAUCAAGUGCUAUAGAGGCCAGUCCUCGCUGCUACCAAAAGAACACCGAAGGAAAAUACUAUGCCUUCUGCAAACGUCCCUCAAAGAAUCAGUAUAUCCGCUGCCAGGGAAAAGAUGUGUAUUGUGGGACGCUCUACUGCCAGAACGGCGAUGCAAACCCAAACUAUGGGACCAUGGUCAGGGUCGGUAACUGCAAGGCAGCUUUCUUUGAAGACAACACCAGUGACUACGGCCAAGUGGACACUGGGACUAAAUGUGGGGACGGAAAGGUGUGUAGCCAGAAUGAGUGUGUGGAUCUACAGACAGCUUACAAAAACACAAACUGUUCAGCAAAAUGCCCCGGCCAUGCUGUCUGCAAUCACAAAAGUGAGUGUCAGUGUGAGCCUGGUUGGAUUGCUCCUUCCUGCGAUUCACGGGAUGAAGCUUUCAGUUCUCUUUCUCCUGGAGCGGCUGCUGCCAUCGCAAUGACAGUGCUGGUGCUUCUGGGUGUCAUUGCUGGUGUUUUGGGGUUCUUUUGGAAAAAACAACAGAGUCCCAAGUUGCCAACUGCACACACCCAAAGGUAUCAGCCAGCAGCAGAAAACUCUGCUUACCGCCUUGACAAAGCUCCAGUUCCCAGCCAACCCAUGCCAGUGACACAGGUUCGAAGGCCAAAAAAAGGAGCCCCACCUCCACCACCUCCAGCAGGGAACAGACCAAAACCCCCGAGCCAGAACUACAUAGCUGCUCGUCAGGCUCUGAGGCCAGUACCUCCACAAAAGGUCUGAUGUCUGACACAAUGCCACCUAAUGGUAAAAUUUGGGACACUCACAUCUGUCUGCUGCUCCCAACGAGCAGCUGCCCGAGACUGAAGAGAGGAAGAGCCCCGUUUUUAUUCAACUGUUUCCUGUGCAGUCUGAAGUGUGAUUGUACCAGUGAUGUGCAGACUGCACGAGGACAAAACUGGGCUUUUAAUUGUUACUUGCAUGCACUGAGGGCUUGUUAUUACAGGGAUGAACUUUUUGUUUUUAAAGCACUUUUUUAUACUUUAGGGUUAGAGAUGCAAUGAGACACAGGUAUGGCCCUAAAUGUGAACCAUAUAAUUUUAUAUUCUUGAUCUUUUAUUUUGUCGCAGAAAUACAGAAUAAUAUUAUUACAUAAUAUUGCACAUGACUGUAUUUAUUUGUCCAACAGUACUGAGUGACUGGAGUAGCAUUUACAUAUUAAUAUAACCAAAACAAAUAUCCACAUUUGCUUUAAUGAACCUCAAUCUUAUGGUCUAAAAUUUUUAUCGCUAACUUAUAUGACCUUAUAUGAGUUGGUUUACUUAUUGCAAAAAUAUGUUAGCUGUGAUCUUGAAGGUGAUUUCACAAUAAACAACUUUCAACCCUGUUAACUACA
Messenger RNA from Thunnus maccoyii (southern bluefin tuna), 3685 nucleotides. Its product is annotated as zinc metalloproteinase-disintegrin-like crotastatin. Lineage: Eukaryota; Metazoa; Chordata; Actinopteri; Scombriformes; Scombridae. The transcript is spliced from 23 exons. Gene Ontology annotation, cellular component: plasma membrane. The record is from RefSeq and is a predicted model, not a curated record. Gene Ontology annotation, molecular function: metalloendopeptidase activity. The coding region runs from base 763 to 3072 and encodes 769 amino acids. Gene Ontology annotation, biological process: proteolysis.